GUUACAAGGAGGCGACGAGCGAUCGAUAUUGAAAGAUGGGAGCAGCUAAAUGGAUACCACUAAUAGCUGCCUUGUCGAAGAAGAAAGGGAAAAGAUGUCAGACGACGCACGAGAAACUCAGGCACCGGAAGAAGAUGGAGAUGAGGAAGAUGAUGAUAAGGCUAGCUACAGAGGAGGAGGAGGAGGAGGAGCCAGAGAGGAAGAUCUGCCGGGAGCUUAUGGAUCUCAAUAAGAACGACAUUUGGGGAGAAUUUGAUUCGGUGGAAAUUGAUGGCAUCCUUAGCGGCGGAACUAAACCCAAGAUCUUGAUCACUACUUGUGUGCCUUGUAUUGCCAAAGAGCUUCUCUCAGUGUUCCCGAAUUCUAAAUCCUAUGAGACCCAAUUUCUCAAGGAGAAAUUUCUCUCACCGUACCCGAGUUCUACACUCACUGACACCCAAUUACACGAGAUCAUAGAGUAUGCAAAGGCAAAUUGUUUUACAGCUCUCAUUAUCACUGAUACAACCCGUCAUGCAAAAAAUUUCACACAUGGUAUAAUCUGUAUCAUGAGCUUGCUGAAUGGGGCUGCCGCUUAUUUCGAACUUGCAGAUUUCAUCCCACGGAUGUUACUGCGGGAUCUUGUAGAUCCCCCAAGCAAGUUCUAUCCGCAGCUUGUUACGACGCAGUUUACAUCUCCUUUGGAUGUUGGUACUGAGAGAUUCAUUCGAUCCCUCUUCCCCAAGGUUUCUUUCUCAGCUGCAAAGAGGAGUACUGUGGCCUUCGUUAACUAUCCGGAUGAUCUUAUACUUUUUCGUCAUGAUUGUUUCUGCUAUGUGAAAGCCCCUGACGGUAAAAGUGCAAGACUUGUUAGCUCGCAGGAGUGUGGACCUCGUUUCUUACUCAAGUUACUGGCGUUAGAGAAGAUAACAAUUUGACACAAGGUAAUCACCGCAACACUGAUUUGUCUGAUAAUGAGUUUCUUUUCUCGAGAAGCCCUGACUUAAGACAUUGUUUUUUCUUUUGUUGCCUUGCCAAGUCGCUGCCGGCUAGAUGUUGGAGGGCUAUAUUAUGAAAUCAGCUUUGCUUCUUGCAAUGGUAAACCAGUGUGUGCGUAUUUCGUCUAAUUUUAUGUUUC
This is a messenger RNA of Arabidopsis arenosa, 1114 nucleotides long. The record is from the annotation of a GenBank genome assembly. NCBI's taxonomy places the organism in Eukaryota, Viridiplantae, Streptophyta, Magnoliopsida, Brassicales, Brassicaceae.